CCCAGCCACAGCUGCAAGUCCCAGAGGCAGACCUUGGCAGACUCAGGACAGAGGACCACUCUUGGGAGUUAAAGCUAGAGCAGCCUCAGCAGCACCCCCGCCACUCCAUCCCCCCCGCUGCUAGGAAGCAAUGCUACUUGCAACAUUUAAGCUCUGUGCUGGGAGCUCCUACAGAUACAUGCGCAACAUGAAGGGGGUCAGGCACCAGGCAGUGCGGGCUAUUGGGCAGGAGCUGAACCGGAGAGCACUUGGGGGGCCGGCCCCCAGCACAUGGAUUAACCAGGUCUGCCGCCGCCGGAGCUCUCUGCUUGGUUCUCGGCUCGAGGAGACGCUCUACAGUGACCAGGAGCUGGCCUAUAUUCAGCAGGGUGAGGAGGCCAUGCAGAAGGCCCUGGGCAUCCUCAGUGACCAGGAGGGCUGGAAGAAGGAGAACCAGCAGGCAAAUGGAGACAAAGUGCUGAGUAAAGUGGUCCCAGAUGUUGGCAAGGUAUUUCGUUUGGAGGUGGUGGUGGACCAGCCCAUGGAGAGGCUCUAUGAAGAGCUUGUGGACCGCAUGGAGGCCAUGGGAGAGUGGAACCCCAAUGUCAAGGAGAUCAAGGUUCUUCAGAAGAUUGGAAAAGAUACAGUCAUCACCCACGAACUGGCUGCAGAAUCUGCAGGAAAUCUCGUGGGGCCCCGUGACUUUGUGAGUGUGCGCUGUGCCAAGCGCCGAGGCUCCACCUGUGUGCUAGCUGGUAUGGCCACACACUUUGAGGAGAUGCCUGAGCAGAAAGGAGUCAUCAGAGCCGAGCAUGGUCCCACUUGCAUGGUGCUUCAUCCCCUGGCUGGAAGUCCUUCAAAGACCAAACUCACUUGGUUACUCAGCAUUGACCUCAAGGGGUGGCUGCCAAAGACCAUCAUCAACCAGGUCCUAUCACAGACUCAGGUGGAUUUUGCCAACCACCUGCGCCACCGCUUGGAAUCCAAGUUGGCCUCUGAAGCCAAGGGUUAAGAUCAGCCUGCAAGACUGUUUUAUGGUCCUCUUCUGGGAGAAGUGGGAUGAGAUUUCAGUGUUUAGAAUAUGACACGCUAGGGCUCAGACUGGAAAAUAUGAGGACCAAUGGGAUGCAGCUCUUGGGCAGAGCCUCAUUAUUUCAUUCACUGUGAAUGAAGGUUAAGACUCUCAAGUAUUCACCGUGAAUGAAGGUCAAGGCUAAGAAUUCUGGCUCAUUUGCUCACCUAAAAAGACCCUAAAAUGCAACUUGCCUAUAUGAGUGCGGGGAAUACUAGGACAGGGACUGGGACCUCUUGCUUUAUGAGUUCAAGAACUUCGUUUGCUGCAGACAGACAGUAUGUUUAGACAAAUGGGAUUUACAAAGGGGGAGGAAGCUCGUUAUGUGAGCAAUUCCCCUUAGUAAAUACCGUCUAGAAAUCCACUCCAAAGUUUUUCUAUGAAAAAAUAAAAACUACUUAGUACACUGGUUCCCACUUCUUCCAUGAGUGUGUUGGUAAGAAUAAAGACUCAUAACUAACACAAAUGCAUUAGUCUUGAGCCUAUUUUAAAAAUUUACCUUGAAAAAUUAAACCAAUUCCUCUAGCUCAUUAAAAUUAAAGAAAUUAUUGGAGGUUUGUGCCAUUCCAUUACUUAGACUCUAUUAUCACAUCUUUUCUAAAUAUUCAAUUUCUAUGUUAAGUAUUAGCCUAAAAUCAGUUCUUAAUUCUACAACUGAUAAGUCGAUUAAUAGGCAUUAGAAGGUGGCGACUGGGGACUUUUACUUGCCUAAUUAAAGGGAAGGAUGAUAGUGCAUUAAAAUAGAAAAAGAAUAGUAUUUCUAAGAAAAUCCAAAGUAGACUUUAUUAUCUUUCCCGGCAUACUGAAUCUCGGGUCAGUCUAUACUUCCACUUCUGGCUAGCAGUUUUAUUACUUCAGACACUGAGUUGUAUGAAACGGUCAUAGCUAUGCGCUCUUUGGGGGCUGCCAACUUUUCUAGUUACUAGACUAAUAUCUUGAGACAGGGCUGGGGAGGGGGGCGGGUGGAGGGAGAAGGGUAGUAUGAUAGCACAUCUCCUUUAUUCAGAAGCCUUAUGCUUUAAAAGUACAAACUGAAAUGACUUUGCUAAAAUUUAUGAGUAGGUUGAAGAGCCCUGGUGCUGGUACGGUGGCCUUGUGCUGCUAACUGUAACGGUUGGUGGUUCAAACCCACCAACCUCCCUUUGGGAGGGCCAUCUGCCCUGUAAAGAUUUAGUCUCUGAAUCCUAAGGAGCAGUUUUACUCUGUGGUUAUAAGUCAGAAUCGAUUUAAUGGCCAUGGGGUACCAUCUGAAGCGCUUCCAUUCUAGUUCAAAUAGCAUUGAGGGUUUCGUCAUUUGGAAAUAGGGCUCUAGCUUAUUUAUUAAACAAAUUAGCGUUAACAGGAAUACUGGUUAUGUAUCGAAGUACUGUAAUUCUACAACUGAAAAAAGUAUUUAUUAUUAUUUAUUCUGACUGUUUCUCCAUUUAAUUCUAGCAUGGAUGAACUUAUAGUAUAUUUGAGAGUCUCAGAGUAAAAGAAAAUAGUGGUAGAAGUAUAUCUAGAACAUAUUUAUCAUCCCCUCCCAGUUUAAAGAGAACGGUUAAUGUUUUAAAGGAGCAUACUGUACAAUGUACAGGAACAUAUUGUGGUUUCAAAGACAACAGGCUGUAGGUAAAGAAAUGGGCUUUCAAAAGAGAUCAUGAUUUUGAACUGGAUUAUAAUCUGCUUCUUCAAAUUCUGUAUCUGUUUUUUGUGGUAUGCGUGGGCAUAUUUUCCAUUUUAAUUUUACAUUAGAAUAAAACAAGUUGUCACCAUGA
Echinops telfairi (small Madagascar hedgehog) is the source of this 2808-nucleotide messenger RNA. RefSeq names its product steroidogenic acute regulatory protein (gene STAR). The record is from RefSeq and is a predicted model, not a curated record. The transcript has 7 exons. NCBI's taxonomy places the organism in Eukaryota, Metazoa, Chordata, Mammalia, Afrosoricida, Tenrecidae. Gene Ontology annotation, biological process: regulation of steroid biosynthetic process; intracellular cholesterol transport; steroid biosynthetic process. Gene Ontology annotation, cellular component: mitochondrial intermembrane space; mitochondrion. Gene Ontology annotation, molecular function: cholesterol binding; cholesterol transfer activity. The coding region runs from base 131 to 991 and encodes 286 amino acids.